Molecule: messenger RNA, 384 nt
Organism: Stereum hirsutum FP-91666 SS1
Lineage: Eukaryota; Fungi; Basidiomycota; Agaricomycetes; Russulales; Stereaceae
Exons: 2
Source: RefSeq, a predicted model, not a curated record
AUGAAGGAGGCGAGGGAGAAGAGUUUGUUCUGGGGUGAGGUGAAGGGCGAGGUGGAGAAGUUGGGGAGUCGGGCCGUCGUGGGCGUGAAGGGGCAGUUCGAUUCAUUUGGGAAGACACAGCCUGGAUACUAUGGUGAACUGGGCUCCAUGGUCAUCCAUCAGACGCUGUACAACCUCUUUCCACCCACAUCCUUCCACACGCCCUCCAUCGCGCCCUUCACUCCAUCCGAAUUCAUCCAACGCAUCCUCGUCCCGGAAGCCGCGCUUUGGCUCAUCAUGGAAGACACGGGUCAACCGCCCGAGGAAGCCAUCAAGACGAUGCGAGAAAGCGCCGCGUACGGAGUCACGAUGUUCCCAGACGGGAGGCGAGGCGGAAAGUAUGGA